AUGACAGCCGAGGAAGAAAAAGGAAAGUUGAAGCAAAGAUUUGUACGUCAAAGAAAUACGGUUGUCGUGAAACCUGUUUUUCAAAAUUUGCGUUGGAGAAUAUUGACGAAGGCCGUGACAAAGAGUUGGGUGUGUCACGAACUUACGAUCGUGUAUCCAACGUCAACAUUGUGUAAACUCGCACUAAACGGUCUUGGUCAUACACAAGAAAUUUUUUCUCUCGUCUCUGUUAGCCCGUGGCGUUCCUCGCGAUUUGAUCACGGCGUGAAGAUCAUGAGGGCUUUGCGAUUUGGUGGAGCCUCGCCUCGCCCAAAAUCCUCGGUAAAACCUCCCGUUCGCCCAUUUGAAAUGCAUUCAAGAAUGACCGAGCUCUUCAUAAACCAAGCGUUGAGGUAUACCCUUGACCCGAGACCAAUUUGCCUGUACAAUCUGUGCAGAAGAUUGUCUUGUUCAAAUGAUGGCCCCUCAAAUAUAGAUGUUCACGAAAAAGUUAAUGAAUCCUUCAAGGAAGGAAAUCAGGCAGUUUCUGAGAAUAACGAAGGGCAUGGCCAAGUUUUGCGAAAACACGAAUUUGUCAAAAAGGAGGUCGAGAAUGUGUGUCGAAUCUUAGAGAGUAGCCCUUGGGGACCCUCAUUAGAGAAAGCUCUAUCCUCUUGCGUUCACACACCGCAACUCGAUAUCACCAUUGGUGUUCUGAGGAGAAUGAAGGACCCCGAUUCUGCUCUUAGUUACUUCAGAUGGGUGGAGCGCGAAACAAAUCAAGUUAAUCCCCCACAAACCUACAAUGCCCUCCUCUUGCUAAUGGCGAGGUGUAAAAAAAUCGACAAAAUCGAAAACAUUUUGGAGGAAAUGAGCCUGGCCGGAUUCAGCCCGUCUUUCGAGACGAGCACAGAGUUAAUUUCCAUCUGUGUAAAAGCCCGGAAAUUGAUGGAUGCUUACAAUAUUUUACAAUCCAUGAGGAAAUUCAAAAUCCGACCUGCUUUUUCAGCCUACACGACCCUAAUAGGUGCAUUUUCUUCAUUCCAUAAGCCCGAGUACCCAGACCUCAUGCUUUCCUUAUUCCAUCAAAUGCAGGAAUUAGGCUACGAAGUUAACGUUCAUUUAUUCACAACUUUAAUCCGCGUUUUCGCACGGGAUGCCCGUGUGGACCCCGCCUUGUCCUUGCUGGCCGAGAUGAAGAGUAACUUGUUGGAGGCCGAUAUCGUCCUUUACAACGUGUGCAUCGACUGCUUCGGUAAAGUCGGCAAAGUCGACAUGGCAUGGAAAUUCUUUCACGAGAUAAAGUCUCACGGGCUAAGGCCCGAUGACGUGUCGUACACUAGCAUGAUUAGCGUCUUGUGCAGAGCCAAUAGAAUGGACGAGGCUGCCGAGUUAUUCGAACAAAUGGAGGUGAAUCGGGAAAUUCCUUGCGCGUACGCUUAUAGUACCAUGAUAAUGGGCUAUGGAUCUUCCGGAAGGUUCCGUGAGGCGUACGGUAUGCUCGAGAGGCAGAGGAUGAGAGGGUCAAUACCCAACGUGAUUGCUUACAACAGUCUCCUCACCUGUCUCGGCAAAAAGGGAAAAAUAGAGGAGGCGUUGAGUAUUUUCGACGAGAUGAAAAAGGACGCUAUGCCUAAUCUCACGACAUGUAACAUACUCGUGGACAUGCUUUGCCGCACGGGAAAAGCGAACAAGCUCGACGAGGCCCGAACGAUUUUCAACGGGCUCGACAGAAAAACUUGCGGCCCGAAUAAAUUCACAUAUUGUUCGUUGAUAGACGGUUUAGGCCGACAUGGAAGGGUAGACGAGGCGUAUAAGCUGUAUGAAGAUAUGCUCGACUCACUCGAAGGGGCACCGGACUCUAUUGUCUAUACUUCCCUCAUAAGGAGCUUUUUCAAGGUAGGCCGGAAAGAAGAUGGCCAUAAAAUCUACAAAGAGAUGGCGCGAAAAGGCAUAAGCCCGGACCUCACUCUCCUCAACACUUACAUGGAUUGCGUUUUCAAAUCCGGCGAGAUUGAAAAGGGCCGGGCCUUGUUUGAUGAGAUAAAGUCCCGGUUCAGGCCCGAUGCCCGAAGCUACUCGAUUUUGAUCCACGGACUAAUAAAAGCGGGCCUCGCGCGCGAGACUUACGAGCUUUUCUACGCGAUGAAGGAAAGCGGGUGCGUGCUCGACACAAUGGCUUACAACACCGUAAUCGAUGGGUUUUGCAAAUCGGGAAAAGUGAACAAAGCUUAUCAGCUUUUGGAGGAAAUGAAGGCAAAAGGGCACCAGCCGACUGUGGUGACGUAUGGUUCGGUUAUCGACGGGCUUGCCAAGAUCGACAGGCUGGAUGAGGCUUACAUGCUGUUUGAAGAAGCGAAAUCGAUUGGCGUGAGAUUAAACGUCGUUGUGUAUAGCAGUUUAGUGGAUGGAUUCGGAAAAGUGGGCAGAAUAGACGAGGCUUAUCUGAUUAUAGAGGAAAUGAUGCAGAAUAAUAUAAAUCCCAACAUCCAGACAUGGAAUUGUUUGCUCGAUGCACUUGUGAAGGCGGAAGAAGUGGAUGAAGCCCUCGUGUGCUGGAACUCGAUGAAGGACUUGAAAUGCACGCCUAAUAUCGUGACGUAUGGGAUUCUAAUAAACGGGCUUUGCCGGGUUCGGAAAUUCAACAAGGCAUUUGUGUUCUGGCAGGAAAUGCAGAAGCAAGGGCUGAAGCCUAAUGCAAUCACUUAUUUAACGAUGAUUUCAGGGCUUGCGAAGGCUGGGAAUAUAUUUGAGGCUGAUAAGUUGUUUGAGAGAUUUAAAGCAAAUGGGGGUGUGCCUGAUUCGGCAUGUUAUAAUACCAUGAUCGAAGGUUUGAGCUUGGCAAACAAGGCAAGUGAAGCUUAUAGGCUAUUUGAGGAGACUAGGAGGAAGGGCUGUAGUAUAUAUACGAAAACUUGUGUUGUUCUUUUGGAUGCCUUGCAUAAAGCCGAUUGUCUUGAGCAGGCGGGAGUUGUGGGGGCCCUUAAAUAUGGAAAUUGCCUUCUCAUUGAGUUCAACAUGAAGGGAUUUGUGGAGCUAAAAGCUAAAAUGGAAAGGGUUAUGAUUUUCAGAGUACAUAUGCUGAUCGGCUUGGAUUUAACGGCGAAUGCAGCCUCAGAGGUGUGA
Molecule: messenger RNA, 3105 nt
Organism: Striga asiatica
Lineage: Eukaryota; Viridiplantae; Streptophyta; Magnoliopsida; Lamiales; Orobanchaceae
Source: the annotation of a GenBank genome assembly